CCACGAUAUUCAUCGCAUGUCCUUUGCUUCCUAUUCUUCUUGUGCCAAGUGCUGGUGCAAGUUCGUUUAUGCUGUUCCGUUGUAAUUGCAUUCUCUAGUGUCUACUGCAUCGUGCCGCGUCUGGUCGCUGCCCCUAAUUCUAGCGCUUGCCCCAACGCUCUUGCCUAGCUGUCACCCAGCCUCAUGGUUCCACCAUAGCAACGGCGUGAAGCCUAACACUACUUCCUUCUUUCACCCACUACCACCACAACAUGGCGGAGCCGCAGAUUUCUCUCGUCGACCACACCGACGGCGAGCAGACACCCGAACGACGCCCCGAGCAACCACCACCGAGCGCAUCCUCACACAUCGACGUGCUAUACGAGAACCAGCGCGGCUGGUUUGUCUUCGGCAUACCGCUCUUCUCAUCGAAAGCGCUGUGGAAUCUCAAGGUCGACCAGGCGCCCUGGGUCGACGCGAAGCUCAAGCCGUCGCCCGUGAACAUCACAAACGCACAGGUACCUGACCCUAGCUGGGUAUGGGAAUGGAAGAGCUGGUAUGUGGACAUGAGCCAUGAUGUAGAUGAGGAAGGGUGGGAAUACAGUUUGUGGUUCAGAGGUGCUGUGUGGCAUGGAAAUCACCCUUGGUUUCACAGCUUCGUGCGGCGGAGACGUUGGCUGCGGAAACGGGGGAAGCAGAAGCUACCCCCAAAGACGAAGGAGAACAGGGAGAGGCUGUUUGGAGAAACGUUCAGCAUCGGCACGACUCUGGCGAGGACGAGCACGUUCGCGGCCAGCUUGCAAGAAACUAGGGAGCAGUCGCUCGAGGAAGAAGUCAGAGACAUUGCGACGUUGAUGAGGAUGCUAAAGAAGGCGGCCAUCGAUCGGGAGAAGAUCAUUCUGAUCAACAAGUUCAUUGAUGAGGGCGGCGAGGAAUUGCACUACUUGGCCGACCAGAUACCGGCCAUAAUGUCUAUGCUCAUAUUCCAAAACUCGCGCCGCCAGCUCCUCUCCACACUGAUGAACACCUUCGACGCCGCAAAGGAACACCGCCAAGAGCAUAAGGAGAGAGGCGAAUCUGAGAAUGAAAUGGAAGAACGCAGGAUCAAUAACCUGCUGAAGGCGGUCGAGGCUGCUGACGCAGAAUGCAAGAAGCUGGAGUACUGGAGCGACAUCCGGAAGCUGGCUGAAGAGGGGGCCGCUGGUAAUGCCACGGACCCGGGAAGCGGCUGGGAUCAUAAGUGGCAGGGCCUCGAUGGAAGUGGCGCUGCCCACCCCUAAGCCUGCGGGAUGGCCAAGGACGAGCCCGUCGGAGUUGUCAACAGGAGGAAGUAGACAGGUCGACACCAUUGAUACCCAAGGCGCUUGGCUACUUCAUACGAGUUUACCGUUGCGUUACAUAUAUAAUCUAUUGUUCAGCAGAAGAGACUCACUAUGGAUAACUUUACACGCCCGAUAUUUAGGCGCCAUUCUGCUCACUACUGUCUGGCUCUGACGCGGAUCGGGCCGUGAAUAUCCUCGAGCUUUGUCGUAAUAAUGGCUUGGCCCUUCUGUAGCAGCUCAACUACU
Messenger RNA from Trematosphaeria pertusa, 1547 nucleotides. RefSeq lists its product as uncharacterized. The transcript is spliced from 2 exons. Lineage: Eukaryota; Fungi; Ascomycota; Dothideomycetes; Pleosporales; Trematosphaeriaceae. The record is from RefSeq and is a predicted model, not a curated record. The coding region runs from base 252 to 1259 and encodes 335 amino acids.